AUGGAUACAUCUAUCCCUGACGACCCGACCCUCGUAUCCGAUGGCGCUAUCCCGUUUCUUCGUAAUCUCCAACAGGCUCGCAAAAAUGCUGACGCUCGAGUAACCGCCAACAGCCAACAAGACAAGGAACGAUGGGAUUCGAUCAUGAAACCUCAUCAGUUCGCAAUCGGUGAACAUUUGUUGUUGCAGCAUGAAAACAAAUUUGGACUAGAAUAUAACUGGAUGGGCCCAUAUAUUGUAGUAGAUAAAAAUUUCGAUAAGAAUAUAUACAAGCUCACAACAAUGGAAGGUGUCCCUUAUACUUCUUGGGUUCAUGCUGACCGCCUCAAAAUAGCCAAAUCCGACGAUUUCGACCGCACCUGGUAUCACCCGACCGCUGCUCAUAACAAUAUGCGACGUGAUCUGGCCAUAGAUUCCUCUUCCACCUUGCCGUUCUCGAUGAUAGAGUCUACCAGAGUUGACCGAGGACGAUCAACAGUUUCGAGAGGGGGUGAUGUCGGACAUUAUUUUGAUGAAUCCGAGAAAUCGGGAUAA
Phycomyces blakesleeanus NRRL 1555(-) is the source of this 534-nucleotide messenger RNA. RefSeq lists its product as hypothetical. The transcript has a single exon. Lineage: Eukaryota; Fungi; Mucoromycota; Mucoromycetes; Mucorales; Phycomycetaceae. Bases 1 to 534 code for a protein of 177 amino acids. The record is from RefSeq and is a predicted model, not a curated record.